CUUUGUGAGUUAUUUUGCAGUUUUGUUUGGAUCCGCGUAUAGUUGGUUAAGAUUAGUUGUUAAUCUGUUUUGUCACAGCAAUUAUCUGAGACGUCUGGGACUGUGUUAGGAUAUCCACGUUUUAGAAUAACUGGAUGGUACAUUAUGAAUAGCAAAACAAUCUGACGAGCACAACUUCCUCAUUGUAAACAGCAGCAUAAUAUUGGUUGUCUUUGAUUGGAGUAAGACACAUUGAGGGUAGACAUGGCAGCUACGAAAAACCAAAAAGGUGAUCCAACCCGAUUUGAAGGACACGGCAUUAACUUCCGUGCCAAGCUGAUUGGCGUUGACGAUGUGGAGGAGGCGCGGGGGGACAAGAUCUGUCAGAUGGCCAUGCAGAAGUUGAAGGCAGCCGUGAAGGCAUCCGGGGAACACAAACAGAAGAUCGUUGUCAAUGUGUCGCUCGAGGGACUCAAGAUUAUAGAUGGUGUGUCGCUGGCAAUUCAGUAUACUCAUCCCGUUCACCGGAUCUCAUUCAUAGCCCGAGACAUGAGUGACAACCGUGCUUUCGGUUACAUAUUUGGUGUUGGAGAUGGGACCCAUAAAUUCUUUGCUAUCAAAACAGAAAAAGCUGCAGAGAAUCUUGUCCUUACUUUACGAGACCUGUUUGAAGUUGUCUAUGAGAUGAAGAAGAAAGAAAUGGAGGAAGCAAAGAAGCAGCAGGAGGAGAGUGGAGAGGUCGAGAGUGGAGACAAAGAAGAACAGAAGUCUGCAGAGGAAGGCCAAGAGUCCAUAUAUCAGGAUCCACCAAAGCGUGAUAGCCCAGAACACGUAUACACUGUUCCUCAGAACAAUGCUCCAGUGACUCCCGAGGAGAAGUCGGGAUCGAAUCUUCUCGACUUAGAGGACCAGCUUGAGAGCAUAGAGCUUGGUAUUCAGCAGAUGAGUUCAUUUGACACCCUUAUGAGUGGAGUCAAUACAGCCAACCAGACCAGCACUGAUCCCUGGGGCACUCCAGCAUCUACUGCUCCUUCUGCAUCAGGGACAGGCCUCAGUGACCUCCAUGGUUUACAGAGUGGAUUUGGCACCCCGAACCCCUUCCCACAGCCAGGGUUUGGUGCAGCUCAGCCCUUCGGAGCCCCUAGAGCCGCCAUCCCAGGGAUGACAGCCCCGGCUACAAAUCCAUUUGCUCCACAGCUAACUAUUCCUGGUCCUGGUGCUGCAGUGCAGGCUCAUACCAAGAACUCCCCACCCCAGCCUACCACUGGACUCCCAAUCACACAGGACCCUUUUGCCAAUGAUCCGUUUUCUACCUCACAGGUCAGAACGCCAUUUCCAGGUACACCAGCAGGAUUUGGCGCCACUCCCGGAGGAUUUUCGCAGUCUGGCAUGCCGAUGGCAGCACCAGUCGUUGCUCCUGUCCUCGGCCAACCACCUGCAAUGUUUGGCCAACCGGCAACUGCCUUCCCAGGAGCAGCACCAUUCCCAGGUGUUGCAGUACAGCCUGGUGUGGCACAACAGCAGGCCAAUUUUGCAGGAUUUCCCGAAGAAGAUCCAAAUAUUCUAGCACCAUUAGUACUUGGAAAGGAAGAGGCUGUUGAAGAGCCGCCACCAGAUAAGGGAAAGAAGGAUGCGUUUAGCGAUCUGGUUGAUAUCGGUGGCGCGACAGACGUUAAAAAAACACCAAAGGAUAUGUUUGCUGAACUAAAUGCUCCCCCCAAGAAGUCUUUGCUCGAGCUGCAGAUGGAAAAGCUCCCAGGCAAUGUGUCUCCCAACAGAUCUCCGUCGCCCAUGGUUGUUCCUCAGGCAAGUGAUCCAUUUGGUCCUCUUUGCAAAGCAAUGGAUGGAGUUCAGGACCUUGCUGCCACCACUGCCGACCCAUUUGACACUUCCCAUGUGCACUUUCCACCUCCAAUAACAAAAACUUCCAACUCACCUCCUGCCAUAGACACUCAAGCACUUCAGGCUAACUUGCCCAAAGCACCGCAAACUGUCACACCAGAUACGUUUCGCGUAAAUCACAAGUCAUCUGGCACAGGUGAUGCAAAUCCUGAUAAAGGACUGUCUGGAAAAUGUGUUCUCAAACUUCCCAACGGAACGGUUCAUAAUUAUCCAGAUGAAUUCCAGCUCCCGUCUCCUCAAGAAUCUCCACCACCUCUCCCCAACACCGUGAAGCUGAACUUCCCCCAUUCGGCACCUGCACCACCACCGAGGCCAAAGUAUGGAACAAACGCGGCAUCAGCACGUCCUCGUCCCAAACCACGAGCGAGCGUAAACAGUUCCUUGUCCUUGCUGACUAUGUCGGACAGUGGUAAACAGGUUUUUCCUUCAUCCUCCUCGGACUCUUUCAUUGCACUACGUCCUGAAAACAACACUGUGCAUAAUGGUAAAGACUCUCUUGUUCCGUCUGCUUCAGAUAAUAGUGCUUCCCCAACCUCCACCACCGAUCCUGUUCUCGCAUCACCGACAAAGAUCACAAACUCUGUGCAUAAUGACAAUGACCCCUUUUUGCCGUCUGCUUCAAAUAAUAGUGCUUUCUCUACCACCACCUCGGAUCCCUUCCUUGCUUUGUCAACAAAAGUUGCGAACUCUGUGCAUAAUGAUUCCGAUCCAUUUUUGAUGAAUAAAGUGAUUAAUUCGGAAAGUGGGGAAGAUAAGUGGAAAGCUUUUGGUGAUUUUGACUCUGCUGCUUUCCCUAAUGAAUCAACAGUGUUCACCCCAAAUGUGAAAGGGAGUGUUACACUAAAAAAACAGGCCUCCCCAUUUGGAGAUCCAUUUGCUGCUCCAGGACAGGAUCCACUGUAUGCCCAAGUGAAGAAGAAUGUUCCUCAAGAUAACUCUCUGAUCUAGACUGAUUAAUCACAGUGACGUCGGAAUCACGCUGACUUUCAAUGAACGUUAUGCAUUCUUCAUAAUACAUGUACUAUGCAUUCUUCAUAAUAGAAGGUUGUUUGUGAACAAUUGUAUUUAAAAUAAAAUACAACUUUAUAAAUUAUGUAAGUUUGUUUCAUAAUAUAUAAACUGAAAUAAAGUAUAUGCAUAUUUAUUUGUAUUCAUUUGCUUUUCGCCACCACCUACCCCAAAAUUGUUACCUGUGGUCUUCAUUUAAUAUGUUUGGUAUAGUAAUAAUAAUAAUAAUAAGUAAUUAAAAAAUACAUUUGUACAUUCCAUUGUUCCUUAGCACUGGGUAUAGGUAUGAACGGAAAACCCCACUGAACAAAACUGUUACAUAGAAAGUGAAAUUUAUAUACCGGUACUGGUAAAAUAUGAGAAAAAUAAACAAAGUAGGCUACAUUGAUUUCCAUUUUCAGUUUAUUUCAGUCUCAGUAUGGCCUAGAUUUACAAACUUGCAUGCUCUUUCAAUAUUUGGCAGAUAUUUAGUUAAUACUAUGUUUGCAAGUACCUACAUCUAGUUACUGAAUUGAAGGAUUCACUAGAAUGAUACUAGACAAAUCCAAGUAAAACCCAUUUCUACAUGAACUCCCCAAAACUAAUCCCCAAGAUUACUGUUCAUAUAAGAAAGAUAAAAAUAACACUUUCAGUACAUAUACUUUUUUGUUGAAUUCCCCUCAUUUGCAGUACUAAUAAUUUUAUCCACAAUAUUAACUGUGUAGAUAUAUGUAAGCCAUUCUGUAUUUUUACAAUGUGAAUUUAAUUAAUAAUCUGGACUAGGGGAAGAGCACUUGUAGUUUUUGUAAUCCCUCCGUUUUUUACUGGAAAACCAUUGGGGGUUGGGGGAGACCCCCAAACCAACACAUUUAAUUGAUUAGGUCUACUUUAAAAACAAAAAGGAAUAAAUGCUUGCUUUUUUACACAUACACCCCCAACCCCAUUCAACCCCACAGUAAAUCCCGCAUUUGUUUUCUUAUAAUAAGUGGCAGAAACAAAACAAAAAUGUGUAUAGCUGAAGAAAACUUCAUGGUUAUUUUCAGAGUUAGCAGUAGUUUUUGGCUGGUGUUGUAUAAUUUACCUCAAUUUAAUAUUUGCUUUAAUUAUAAUUUACAAAGGAUUCUGUCUUGCCAUAUUUUCUGUAUUUGUAUCUAUAAUGAACUUCAGUUCCAGACUUUCUAUUUUAGAGACAGUCAAAAUGGAUCACACAUCACAAGUUGGCUUUUUUUGUAAGUCAAGAAAAAAGUGAUGUAUGUAUUUUGUACAUAUUUGAAACCAUGUGUGUGUAACUUGUUAGAUGGAUAAUGUAACAAUAUGUGUAUAACCAAUUUUACAUUCAUUCAUGUCUUUCUAACUCCGUUAAUACGAGAUGUGGCAUAAUAAUUUGCAAUACUAAGGUAUGUCUUUUGUAGAGGGGUGGGUUGGUGGUGGUGGGGGGGGGGGGGGAAGCAUACCCCAACUACAGGUACUUAUUUGUGAAAAUAGAACCCAUUGUUACUUUGUGUGUCACCAUUGGUUGAUAAAGAAGCAUGAAAUAAUUGUGAUGUAUUUAUGUUCAGGAGGAUAUACAGGAGUGGCAACAGGAUUAGUCUAGGAAUGGGUGUAAUGUCAAAAUAGCACCUCUGUCAAUAUCUAUAGUUGCUCUCCCCCUACCCCCACCCCCCCCCCCACCCCUAUUUCUCUCUCUCUCUCUCUCUCUCUCUCUCUCUCUCUCUCUCUCUCUCUCUCUCUCUCACUCUCUCACUCUCUCUCUCUCACUCUCUCUCUCUGCCAACAAAUGAGAUUUCUAGAGUGACUGGCCACUGCAAUAGUAUUUAGAUUCUACUUUGUUGAGAAUGAAAAUGGUUAUUCAUGCACAUUUAUUGGGAAAUCGUUGUUGGUGGGCCUUUUUCAUUUAAAAUACAUCAUGCCUGAAACGAUUUGUUGUUUAAGUGAUAUGUCUUAAUCAAGAACUUAUUUCUUAACAUCAUGGUUGAUUUGUUGAAAAUUAAUAUCCUGUUCAUAAACUUGUUACUAAAGUAAAUAAAUUAUUUAAAAUA
This is a messenger RNA of Gigantopelta aegis, 4907 nucleotides long. RefSeq names its product disabled homolog 2-like. NCBI's taxonomy places the organism in Eukaryota, Metazoa, Mollusca, Gastropoda, Neomphalida, Peltospiridae. The record is from RefSeq and is a predicted model, not a curated record. The transcript has 12 exons. Bases 244 to 2829 code for a protein of 861 amino acids.